This is a messenger RNA of Phascolarctos cinereus (koala), 897 nucleotides long. RefSeq names its product vomeronasal type-1 receptor 4-like. NCBI's taxonomy places the organism in Eukaryota, Metazoa, Chordata, Mammalia, Diprotodontia, Phascolarctidae. Gene Ontology annotation, molecular function: pheromone receptor activity. Gene Ontology annotation, biological process: G protein-coupled receptor signaling pathway. Gene Ontology annotation, cellular component: membrane. The record is from RefSeq and is a predicted model, not a curated record.
AUGCUGACUUUUGAUGAAAACCUGGGAAUAGUAUACCUGUUACCAACUGUGGUUGGAUUCUUAGGGAACUGUUUCCUCCUCUUCCUAAAUACCUUUAAUUACCUCAUUGCUCAGAGAACAAGAGGUAUAAAACUCAUUAUCAUCCAUUUGGCCUUUUCCAAUGUCAUGGUGCUUCUCUUUAGGGGAAUACCUACUACAACAAGGCUUUGGAGGGUGAAAUGUCUCCUGGACAAGACUGGGAUUAAAAUCAUAACAUACAUGCAGACACUCACCCGGAGCGUCUCCUCAUGUAGCACUUGCUUCUUGAGUGUCUUCCAGGCCAUCACUAUUAGUCCCAACAACUCCAUAUGGGCACGGCUCAAAACGAGAGAACCAAAGGGCAUUAUUCCAUGCAUUCUUCUUUGCUGGCUCUUCAAUCCGCUAUUAUGUGUCAUUCUACUUCAAUACCUUGAUGGUCCAAAGAACAGGACAGAUAGUAAAUACGGUUGCAACAAUGGGUAUAGAUCUCUAGAUUUGAAUAAUAAUAAUCAUGUUAAAAUUAUUAUCAUAAUAUGUAUUUAUGAUACUUUCUUUGUGUGUCUCAUGAUGUUUUCUAGUGCCCAUAUGGUCUCAAUCCUAUAUAGACACAAGAAGCAUGUAAAGCAUCUUCAUAGUAAUAGCCUCUCCUCAAAAAUAUCCCCUGAAACCAGAGCUACCCAAGCUAUCUUGCUUCUAGUGGGCAUCUAUGUUCUGCUUAAUGUAUUCAGUCCAAUUUUCUCUCUGUGUAUGUUCUAUUUUAAAAACAUAAACACUUGGGUGAUGCAUACCUCAGCCUUUCUGUCUCUGUGGUAUCCAACAGUUAGCCCUUUUAUUCUGAUCAGCACUGAUAACCAGAUCCCCAGGACUUGUGCUCAUUAG